UUAUCUCGACAAACAAUGUUGCCUUCAGAGGUAUCCGUAGGCCCGCUCCCCAUGACGUCCAACGAAGUCGCCACUCAAUGGCUUAGGGCGCCUGGGAAUGUCGUCACGUCUGCUGUGCUCCUGCAAUUCCCUGGGAUUGAGCCCAAGCUCCUGCUCCAUCUCUUACCGCUACUUCCUGGCCGAGCCAUGGCCGAAGCGGAGGCCGAGGAGAACGGCGAAGAAGGCGACGUCUUUCGGGAGCCCUUGAUUCCAGCUCCUGGCCGGACUGCGGUCUGCGCCCCACGGGCUGGGAGUCUGGCAGCUGCCCCGGCCCUGUGGGAAGAGACCGAGAAGCCUCAGCUCUCCCCCUUCUCUCCCGCGGUCCCCCUCGCGCCCGAGCACCUCCAGCGGGUUCUGGAACAAGUGAGGAAAGCGCCGCCACCGUCGCCACGGCCCCUCGGGAUUGUGGGCUCUGGCCUGAGCGGAAGCUACGGCUUCAGUGUAGUGCAGGACGCGGCCCGUCGUUUGCAGGAUGCGGCCCAGCAGGUGGCCCAGCACUGGGGCCCUGAUCCCCCGCCGCCACCACCUCGGCUCUUGCAGCCUAAGGAACUAGAAGCCAUUCGUGUCAAGGUAAAAUCUGGAGAAAGGCCAAUGCCACCUCUUGCAGCAAUCCAGCCCAAAACAAUAACUUUGAGUCAUCCAUUCAAUGGGAAUACAGAUUUAUUAGGAUUAAGUGUUGUUAAUCCUUCAAUUAUCCGGAUACAGCCUCUUAAAAGAACUGAAGAACAGGAUUUAGCAAAUACUUCACCUCUACCUCCUCUUCAGCUUCUUGUACAGAGACCUCUGCCCCCUCUUGGACCAGUUUCUGUGGAGAAGUUUAUGGCACAUAAAAUACAAAAUGGACAGAGAGCUACAUUUAUUCCUUUGUCUGCCUCGAACACUUCAGCAAUUACAUCUUCAGCAGUUACAUCCAAUUCAGCAAAUUUACUUAUUUCCACCCCUGAAAGUGAGUGCACUGAGAAGCUCAAAAAAUCUUUAAAAGUGAAAACCCGAUCAGGGCGGAUUUCACGGCCACCAAAGUAUAAAGCUAAAGAUUAUAAAUUCAUCAAAACUCAGGAUUUAGCUGAUGGGCACCAGUCAGAUUCUGAUGACUAUUCAGAACUUAAUGUGGAAGAGGAAGAUGAUGGGAGAGGGAAAGAUACAUUAUUUGAUUCUUCAAGUGGUUACCUGAAACCUAAAACAUUUAAGUGUCAGACUUGUGAAAAGUCAUAUAUAGGACAAGGAGGACUGGCACGACAUUAUAAGCUUAAUCCAGGUCAUGGGCAACUGGAACCUAAAAUACUGAUACCUGAUAAACCCAAUGGAAAUGGAGGAGCUGGAGAUGACACUGUGAAUAGAGUGACUCCUGAACCAUCAAUUCUAACUGCUUUAAAUAGUGAAAGUAAUCUAGCUCCUUGUGUGGCAGAGUCAGAUCCAGCAUGGAAUGGGCAACAGAAUUGUGAUUCCAAAGAAGUUGGGACAUUAUUGGAGUCAGAAGAAAAAAAUGGAAUUCGCCUGGCAUGUUGGGGAUCCAAGAGGACCAGAGGAUCAAAAAGAUGUAGGAAGCUAAAGGCAUCUGUAAAGUCAAGUUGUUCAUGUAAACACAGCAAUUCAGUUCAUCCUACUUCAUGCAUGGAUAUAGCAGCAGAACAAAAUGUAGUAGGGAAUAAAAAAGAAAAGCUCAAAGAGUUGCUCCAACAGUGUGACCAUGGAGAUUUAAUAGAACUAGUUCUUCCACAUCUAAGCAAGCUUGUAACUGUCUAUGAAUUUCUUCUUAUGAAGGUUGAAAAGAGUCACCUAGCAAAACCUUUUUUCCCAGAUGUAUAUAAGGAAUUUGAAGAGUUGCAUAAGAUGGUUAAGAAAAUGUGUCAAGAUUACUUCAGUAGUUCUGUUCUGAGUUCUCAGAAAUCCUUGGAAAUAAAAAAUAAUGAGGUUGCUGAGUCAUUGGGAAUUACAGAAGAGCUUCUACAGAAGAAAGGAAAGAAUAGUAUUUUGCCUCAAACUAUACUCAGUGCAGCUGAAGUGGGGCUAAGUGAAAUUACUGGACAGAAAAGAGAAAAAGAGAUGCUUGAAGAAGUGAUGGUGCCAGUCAAAAGAACCAGGAUAGAAAGUGGAUCCAAGAAUGUGAAUGACAAUUAUGUUAGUCAUGGUGGACUUCAGGAGAAAACCACACCUUUGUGUAACCACGUUAACACUGAAGGUUUCAACCUCCAGCUUAAUAGGCCAACCUCUCAGUUUUCAGAAGAAACUUAUAAUAUAACAGUUGUUGAUGCUGGGAGUCAAAUGUUUCAUGCUGGCCAGCUGCCUAAAACAUUUACUGAUGUAGAAGGCAAGAAUGAACCUGUAGAUUCUGUCGUCCUGUACCAGGCUGUUAACGGAAUUCAAACUUGUUCCCAGUUAGAAAAUCCAAGUGACCUGCUUCAAGAACAAACAGAGUUGUUUCCUGCGUGUGUUCAAAAUCACUCCCCUGACCAGAGUAUUUCUGACUUCCAUACUUUAUCUGAUAGAAAUUCCACAUGGUCUGGGCAUGAAAUUCAAAAUAGAAGAGAGAAUGAAGAUUGUAAAUCUCAUCAGGGAUUUUUUAAUGCAGGUAAUGAGACUCAUGAGAUAACAUCACAGCCUGAAAGAAUUUUGCCAGCAGACUUUGUGACCACAGCCAGUUCAUACCAGACUUCUUCAGAAUCACAGCAUCACCCUUUACUAGAAGCAUCUCUGUCCACUGAGGGCAUUUUGGAAAGUCCUGAAAAUUUAGAUCAGUUCCCUGAGUCAUUACAGGAUAAUCAAAGGGAACAAGAGAAUGCAAUUGCUGUAAGUGAAACUCUGGCAUUUGAAAUUACUGAUGAAACCCAGGAAUUGUCUCAGGGACAUGAACAGAUUUUUAUUCAAACUUCAGAUGGGCUCAUCCUGUCCCAUCCAGGUACAGCUGUAUCUGAGGCUAAUGACAUUGUUAUAGUAACAGAUGUUGAUGGUACUGCAGUCCAUAUCAGCACACCUGAGGGGCUUCCUUUAGAAACUUUGGAAGCAUUAUUGGCAGUAGAAAGAGAGAGCAAGAGCGAUGGGACUAGAAACUCAUAG
This is a messenger RNA of Gracilinanus agilis (Agile Gracile Mouse Opossum), 3093 nucleotides long. RefSeq names its product zinc finger protein 839 (gene ZNF839). NCBI's taxonomy places the organism in Eukaryota, Metazoa, Chordata, Mammalia, Didelphimorphia, Didelphidae. The record is from RefSeq and is a predicted model, not a curated record.